UGACUUCUCCCGCCUCCCACCGGUUGUCGUAAAAGGGUGAAUGGAGUGCGAGUUGUGGGGGAGAAAAAGGGAGGCCCGGGGGCACGGAGUCAGAGUGGCGCAGCAAGUGGCUGCAGGUGGCGGCGGCGGCGGCGGUGGUCGGGGAGUGAGGUAGUGCGCGGUGCGCGCCGAGGAGCAGCAGGAGGAGGAGGAGGCCAAGGGCGUCGGAAGUCAAGCCGAGCUGCAGCCCGUCCGGCGGGCUCGGGGGGCCGCGCGGAGCCCCUACCCUAGGACAUGGACCUCAACCGGAUCAUCCAGGCGCUGAAGGGCACCAUCGACCCUAAGCUGCGGAUUGCGGCCGAGAACGAGCUCAACCAGUCCUACAAGAUCAUCAAUUUUGCCCCCAGUUUGCUUCGAAUCAUCGUCUCUGAGCACGUGGAAUUCCCAGUGCGUCAGGCAGCUGCCAUCUACCUGAAGAACAUGGUGACGCAGUACUGGCCAGACCGGGAGCCUCCGCCAGGAGAAGCAGUAUUUCCGUUCAACAUCCACGAAAACGACCGCCAGCAGAUCCGCGACAACAUCGUGGAAGGCAUCAUCCGCUCGCCGGAUUUGGUGAGAAUCCAGUUGACCAUGUGUCUCCGCGUCAUCAUCAAACACGACUUUCCGGGUCACUGGCCGGCGGUGGUGGACAAGAUAGGCUGUUACCUGCAGUCACAGAGCAGCAGCAGCUGGCUGGGCAGUCUGCUGUGUCUGUAUCAGCUGGUGAAGACGUACGAAUACAAGAAGGCGGAGGACAGGGAGCCUCUGAUAGCAGCCAUGCAGCUAUUUCUGCCUCGGAUCCAGCAGCAAAUCCUGCAGCUCCUGCCCGACGCCUGCCAUUACUCCGUGUUACUGCAGAAGCAGAUUCUCAAGAUCUUCUAUGCGCUCGUGCAGUACGCACUGCCCCUGCAGCUGGUCAACAACCAGACCAUGACCACGUGGAUGGAGAUCUUCCGCUCAGUCAUCGACCGCCCGGUGCCUCCCGAGACCUUGCAGAUUGACGAGGACGAUAGACCAGAGCUGGUGUGGUGGAAGUGUAAGAAGUGGGCCCUGCACAUCGUGGCGCGUCUCUUUGAACGAUAUGGAAGCCCAGGAAAUGUCACAAAAGAAUACUUUGAGUUUUCUGAAUUCUUUUUGAAAACCUAUGCGGUGGGAAUUCAGCAGGUCCUAUUAAAAAUUUUAGACCAGUACAGGCAGAAAGAAUAUGUAGCUCCUCGCGUUCUUCAGCAGGCGUUCAACUAUCUCAACCAGGGAGUGGUCCACUCCGUGACCUGGAAGCAGUUGAAACCACACAUGCAGAACAUCUCUGAGGAUGUGAUUUUUUCAGUGAUGUGUUACAAAGACGAGGAUGAGGAGCUGUGGCAGGAAGAUCCCUACGAAUACAUCAGGAUGAAAUUUGAUAUUUUUGAAGAUUAUGCUUCUCCCACCAUGGCAGCCCAGACUCUCUUAUACACUGCUGCCAAGAAAAGGAAGGAGGUACUGCCCAAAAUGAUGUCGUUCUGCUACCAAAUCCUCACGGAUCCGAACUUUGACCCGAGGAAGAAAGACGGGGCCCUGCAUGUGAUUGGCUCCCUGGCUGAACUGUUGCUGAAGAAGAGUUUAUUCAAGGACCAAAUCGAGUUGUUUCUGCAGAACCACGUGUUUCCGCUGUUACUGUCUAACCUGGGGUAUCUUCGAGCUAGAUCGUGCUGGGUACUCAAUGCAUUUAGUUCUUUGAAGUUUCACAAUGAGCUCAACCUAAGAAAUGCUGUUGAAUUAGCCAAGAAGAGCCUGAUUGAAGAUAAGGAGAUGCCAGUGAAGGUGGAAGCCGCGCUUGCCCUGCAGUCCUUAAUUUCUAAUCAGAUACAAGCUAAGGAGUACAUGAAGCCACAGGUGCGGCCCAUUAUGCAGGAGCUGCUGCACAUUGUCCGGGAGACGGAAAAUGAUGACGUCACGAACGUGAUCCAGAAGAUGAUCUGUGAAUACACCCAGGAGGUGGCCUCCAUCGCCGUCGAGAUGACCCAGCACUUGGCUGAGAUAUUUAACAAGGUUCUUCAGAGUGAUGAAUAUGAAGAAGUAGAAGACAAAACAGUAAUGGCAAUGGGGAUUUUACACACCAUUGAUACUAUCCUGACGGUGAUGGAAUAUCAUAAGGAGAUUCUGCAGCAGCUGGAGAGUAUCUGCCUGCGCAUCAUUGAUCUGGUUCUCCAGAAGCAUGUGAUUGAGUUUUACGAAGAAAUUCUCUCCCUGGCGUACAGUUUAACCUGCCACACCAUCUCCCCUCAGAUGUGGCAGCUCCUGGGAAUACUGUAUGAGAUUUUUCAUCAGAGCAGCUUUGAAUAUUUCACAGACAUGAUGCCUCUCCUACAUAAUUAUGUGACCAUAGAUACAAAUACUUUCCUGGCAAAUCCAAAAAAUUUAGAAAUCAUUUUCACCAUGUGUAGAAAGGUGCUGUAUGGAGAGGCAGGAGAAGACGCAGAGUGCCACGCAGCCAAGCUGCUGGAAGUGAUCAUCCUUCAAUGCAAGGGAAGGGGCAUCGACCAGUGCAUUCCGCUCUUCGUGCAGCUUGUGCUGGAGAGGUUGACGCGCGGGGUCAAGACGAGUGAGCUCCGCACCAUGUGUCUUCAGGUCGCCAUUGCCGCCCUGUACUACAGCCCCGACCUGCUGCUGCACACGCUGGAGCGGAUGCAGCUGCCUCACAACCCUGGGCCAAUCACUGUGCAGUUUAUAAAUCAGUGGAUGAGCGACACCGAUUAUUUCCUUGGGCAUCAUGACCGGAAGAUGUGUAUAAUAGGACUGAGCAUUCUUUUGGAACUGCAAAACCGUCCUCCUGCAGUAGAUGCUGUGGUGGCCCAGAUCCUCCCCUCAAUCCUCUUCCUUUUCCUUGGCCUAAAGCAGGUCUGUGCGACUAGGCAAAUGUUAAACCAAGAGGAUCGUUCAAAAAUGGAGAAAGCUGACAUGGAAGAGAACGAGGAGAUUUCAAGUGAUGAAGAGGAGACGAACCCUAGCACGCAGGCCAUGCAGUCGAGCACUGGUCGAGGGGAAGAUGAGGAUGAGGAGGAGGAGGAGUGGGAUGAUGAGGUCCUGGAGGAGACGGCCCUCGAGAGCUUCAGCACGCCACUCGAGUGUGUGGAUGAGUAUCAGUUUUUCACGCAAGCUCUGCUAACCGUGCAGCAUCGGGACGCUGCCUGGUAUCAGCUGCUGACGGCACCGCUCAGCGAGGACCAGAGGCAGGCGCUGCAGGAGGUGUAUUCCCUGGCAGAGCACCGGAGGACGGUGGCAGAAGCCAAGAAGAACAUUGAACAGCAGGGAGGCGUCACAUUUGAGAACAAGGGAGUCUUGUCGGCGUUUAACUUUGGGGCCGUGCCCAGCAGCAACUGAGGCAGGGACAACGCAGAGCACAUGCUGGCCACGAUGCCCUGGGCACUAGAGUGUGAGUGCCAAGGGCUGGGAGUUGGGCGCUGCAGCACGGGGCGUCCUGUCCUACUGGGCCGGGCCGCACCGCACCUGGCUUUAGGCCUCACUUUGCCCUCUCCCCCUUGGACCUUCCUCACGUCACAGUCUGCGUUCUGAGUGGCCACUGCAGUGCGGGACAACCAGCAGAGUGGCGGGUCGAGGAGGACCCAGUGCAGAGCUGAUGCUGCCGUGGUGCUGGCGACCGGCGUGGACUGGGAACUCCCAGGUUCUGGCCGGGAGGCUUGGUGGAUGUAUGCGGAUAACAGUGCCUUCUGUCAUACAUGAAUUAUCAGAGUUCUCUGGUGUGCAUUGCAGAUGUUUUUUAAGCCGAAAAUGUGUUUCUAGAAACAGUGUGAACUUUGGUUUUAUGUCGGUGUGUUCUGCAUCAGACCCUGUGAGUUCACGUAGUCACCAUGACUCUCUGGCUCCACAAGCUUCGCAGUUUUCUCUGCUCAGCCUGCCGCUGGAGCUCUCAGGGCUUGCAGCACACGCACUGGCCUUGGGUUUUCAGACGUUUUGUGGCUUUCUUAACAAGUGUCUUAGCUCCCGCCCCCCCACUGUAUCUCUGCCUUGAUGAUGAUUUUGGGGUUAACCAUAUGUGUAUCAAUUCCGUUCAUAACCUGGUAAAUGCAGGACUCGGCAGCCUGUGGCCUGGGCCCUUGGCUCACUGGAGGCAGCCAUGACUGCAGGUGCACCCUGAAUCUGGGACUUCCUGUGCCCUGAUGAGUUUUCCUAAAGCACAUUGAGCUUCCAGGAGAAAGGGGCUGCCUGGUAACCUUUGUCCCUGGGAGGGGACUUGCAUCGUCGGUUCCUUGCCAUUCCAGCUGUGUCAGACCAGGGUCCAAAGCCUUUUGUAAUGCUACAUUUUAUUUUCCUAGCAAAAACCCAAAUCAAUCUGAUGUCUCACUUCCUCCCAUGAGCAUUGCCUCCUGCCUCCUUGGUUUCUGUCUUUAUUGCAGGUCAGUUCUCAGGGGGUCCAUGUGAUGGUUAGCUGUGUUCUUGGGGAACCCUUGCCCUCUUGCAGCCUGGGAGACAAUGUGGGUGGAGGCCACAGCUGUUCCAAGCUGGCUCAAGACCUGGAUCUGGGCGGCAGCAUCCUUGGCCAGCAAAGCGACGCUGUCUCUUGAGCAUGGCAUGUCACUGGGUGUGAUGCGGUAUUUCCGUUUUUGUGAAAGGCCUGCAGCUUGAAGCACCCGUUUGUGUCUGGAGAAAAUUUUUCCAGGUGCUUCCCUUAUUACCAACCAUUAUAGUCACAUUAACACUUUUUAAAAUGUUAGGGUAAAUAAUUCUUAUGGAAUUAAAGAGGCCGUGCAUUUCUUUGGAGGAGCACAGUCCCUUGCUGUUUCGGCCUCCCUUCCCAGGGCCUCGGGGCUGAGUGGGGGAGGCAGAGGGACGUGGCAGUGGGGCAUCCGAGAGGGCUGCACAGCUGUGUACUC
This is a messenger RNA of Ochotona princeps (American pika), 4889 nucleotides long. It is a transcript of the gene IPO8, whose product is annotated as importin 8. Gene Ontology annotation, biological process: protein import into nucleus. NCBI's taxonomy places the organism in Eukaryota, Metazoa, Chordata, Mammalia, Lagomorpha, Ochotonidae. Gene Ontology annotation, cellular component: nuclear envelope; cytosol. Gene Ontology annotation, molecular function: small GTPase binding. The transcript is spliced from 25 exons. The coding region runs from base 274 to 3378 and encodes 1034 amino acids. The record is from RefSeq and is a predicted model, not a curated record.